Molecule: messenger RNA, 1372 nt
Organism: Perkinsus marinus ATCC 50983
Lineage: Eukaryota; Perkinsozoa; Perkinsida; Perkinsidae
Exons: 1
Source: RefSeq, a predicted model, not a curated record
AUGAAGCUAGCAGCAAAGGACCUUAGCUGGACCAGGGUCAUCGGCAUAUUCCGAUGGCUAGGAGGUCAGCUGAAACCGGGUGGUGUGAGCCGUAAGGGGUUGAGGAAUCGUGGUAUUGGUAGACAUGGUGUGAGCCCUGAGCAGAUGGAGAAGGCCCUUUUGAAGGGAGUAUCAGCUGCCGUACAAGGGAUAUCCCAGCGAGAUGAUCUGUCGGAGAAGAUCGGCAACCUCAAGUCCACAGUACUACCAAUGCUUAGGCGUUUAGUGUAUACCAAACAGAAGGUUGAGGAUGAAGCCGGAGCCGUUGGUAAUGAGAAGCAAGCACAUCAUGGUCGUGGGGGGCAGCAGGAUGUUUUUGUUACCAUCCGUGUGAGCAUGGUAUCAGCUAUGUUAGAGGUCCUUAGUCUGAUGGAUGCUGACGUAUUCGGAAGUGAGUUUAACAAGCUCACUGGUGUUGUGGUUGGAGGCUUACUCUCAAGGGAGUUGGAGGAUAGGAGGAAGGCUCGGGAUGCCCUAUCUCGCAUGGCAGCAGCUGCUACCAGUCUUAAGCAGAUUACCUUCAUGCUUAGGACGAUCCGUACAAGAAUGUCCCGAGGUGGUUAUCAGACUCCUGUUGCUGUAUUCACGGCCAGUAAGAUAAUAGAUUCGGCUACAUUGAAGGAUGAGGAGGGUGUAGAAGCCUUCUUGAAGGAGGUUAUGGGCAUGUAUGGUAUGGAGGAAGCUAGAUGGUUGUCAAUGCAAGGUAGGGCUGAGUCUACUCAAGGGACUGAGGAGAACCCUAUGUUGGCAAAACAAGUCUCGGAAGCAGCUAGACCAAAGGCCAAUGCCAUUCUUGAGGCUGUAGGCAAAGCUAUGCCCAUCGAGAAGGUAUUGGAUGGCCUUAUGAAACCUCUCUAUGGUCGCCUUAUCGGUACCGAGCUGGAUGAUGUCCGAGAGGGAGCAUGGUCUAGCCAACACGCUGGUGGUGUUGGUGGGGCUAGGUUUGCCCGUCGAGUUCGGACCUCUAUGUUGCAACUAACUACUGGUAUCCUAGCCUCUCACUCUCCUAUACAGCAAUGUCAGCGUAUACUCACACGUGCAGUUAGUGUGCUAGAGGAUAAGUGUAGCUUCGAGGAGGUAGAUCUCUUCUCCGCUAAUGCUGCUAUCAUAGACCCUGCUACCUCUGGAGAAGGGGUUAGCAAGGGUACUAGGAAAAGCAGGAAAGAGGAGGCUGUCACUGUCCUACCGGGUGCAGCCACUGGACGGGGUGCCUGGGUAGCUGAGGAAUGGAAGAAGGGCAGUGGUGCAUCCACACGACGUUAUGAUAAUACUAUACGGGGGAGUGCAGCAGCUGAAGUGGGUCUCAAGCUUUUAGAAGGUCUCUUAAAGAAGG